UUCGUGUGUGUUGGUGUUGCGUUAAUAAAAAAGUGUAAAUACUUAAGAAAAUUAAGAGUUGACAAAGCGAAAAAGUCAUUACGGGCUGUACGUCAACGUUAAACGAACAAUGCAAAAUCAAAUAUGUUUUCCACUGCAUACCGGAAAAUAAACAAAUACAAGAAGCAUAAAGUAUGCGGAAAAUUAAAUACAAAAGGAGCAUUUAAGUGUUGCGUGUGAAAGUAAAGCAAAAGCGAAGAGAAAAAGAGGAGCAAAAGAAAGCGAGAAAAUAAGCGUUUUGUGUGCUUGUCGUCAAACAAAAAUUUUAUGUUAAAAUUACUAAUACAAAUCUUCGUUGCAUUUAUAAACUGAUAAAACUAAAAACACACACCGCAUACAGUGGGAUAAAACGACAAGAUUGCAAAAAAACAAAUACCCAACAACUUGACAACUUGUAAAUGCACCAGUUAAUAAUAAUUAUAAAUAAUUAUAUAUACAUGCAUAUGUAACCAACUACACACGUUCCUUAAAACUAAUGUUUUCCAAACGCCGCAACUAAAUCAAACGAUAAACUGAUAAAACCGACACAUCGUAAAGCAACGGAAACAUGACCUCAUAAAAGCAUAACCACAUAGGAAUUAUACAUAAAUACAUACAUACAUACAUACAAACAAAACAUACAUAAAUACUACUUACAUGCAUAAAUUAUAUAUCCAAAACGACACCGAUUUCAAAUAAACUGCAGCAGGGAAACAAUACGACAAACAGCAAAGAAUAGAAGAUCAAAACAUUUUUCUUAUUCAAAAUUUAGAGCUAGUGAACAUAUAACGACCACACAGAUUUAUUUGAUUAACAUACAUUAACAAGAAGAAAAGCGGAACAACAGAAGAGCAGAAGCACGUUUGGAUAAUCAUCUCGUCCGUCAUAAACUGCAACGUCGUCGACUAUUUACAAUUAGGUUUAUUCAUGUCUCCCAUCCGAACACAACACGACCGAUGGAUUGAUGCAUAUUUAUAAAGAGCUGGAAUACUACGUGAAUAAAUUUGUACUCGUCAUUGACAAAGAGAUACGUCAAAGUCUGUUUAAGAAUAUGGUCAUCACAGUACUGAGAAUCGUUAACGGAAUAGAAUAGACAAACAAGAGAGAGAGAGAGAUCCCUUAAGGGAGUGGAGUGUAAGCAAUAGAGCCAAAGAGAGCCACAGUGUCGUAGGAAACAGCGAGGAACGCCAAAGUACAAAUGCUCACGAGCAAAUAAGUAAAUUGAAAUUAAAAACAUUCAACAAUUAUAUAGGACAAACAACUAGACAACAACAACACUAACGCAAGCCUAAAGCACGCCUGUAUGAGACAAAAUACAAAAACAACAACACCAAAAUCGAACUAAUUUAGAUCAAGUGGGGACGCAACUACCAGAGCAGCAGGAUAAUCCGGCAACUGAAAGAUAUACGCACGUCACGGAGCGUAGCACAGGAUCUGCAGUACGCGUAAGCGUCCUUAAAUCCAGUUAGCAUGGAGUGCUGUUUAUCGGAAGAAGCCAAGGAACAAAAGCGGAUCAAUCAGGAAAUCGAGAAACAGCUGCGCCGCGACAAGCGAGAUGCGCGACGUGAGCUCAAGCUCCUCCUACUGGGCACGGGCGAGUCCGGCAAAUCAACGUUCAUCAAACAGAUGCGUAUUAUACACGGCAGCGGGUACUCGGACGAUGACAAACGUGGAUACAUUAAACUGGUUUUCCAAAACAUAUUCAUGGCCAUGCAGUCCAUGAUCAAAGCCAUGGAUAUGCUCAAAAUAUCAUAUGGUGUUGGCGAGCAUAACGGACUUGCUGAUCUGGUGAUGAGCAUUGACUAUGAAACAGUGACAACAUUUGAUGAUCCAUAUUUGAAUGCCAUAAAAACGCUUUGGUCCGAUGCUGGCAUACAGGAAUGUUACGAUCGCCGAAGAGAAUAUCAGUUGACAGAUUCCGCUAAAUAUUAUCUGAUGGAUCUCGAUCGUGUGGCUCAACCUGACUAUUUACCCACUGAGCAAGACAUUUUAAGAGUUCGUGUGCCGACAACGGGGAUCAUUGAGUAUCCCUUUGACUUAGAAGAGAUCAGAUUUAGAAUGGUUGAUGUCGGCGGUCAGCGUUCGGAGCGAAGAAAGUGGAUUCAUUGCUUUGAGAAUGUUACCUCAAUAAUCUUUUUGGUAGCGCUAUCUGAAUACGAUCAAAUUUUGUUUGAAUCUGAUAAUGAGAACCGCAUGGAGGAAUCAAAAGCUUUAUUUAGAACUAUUAUAACAUACCCGUGGUUCCAAAAUUCAUCAGUUAUUCUAUUUCUUAACAAGAAAGAUUUGUUAGAGGAGAAAAUAAUGUAUUCGCAUUUGGUGGACUAUUUUCCUGAAUACGAUGGUCCACAGCGAGAUGCAAUAGCAGCCCGUGAAUUCAUACUGCGCAUGUUUGUAGACUUAAAUCCAGAUUCCGAAAAGAUUAUCUAUUCUCAUUUCACCUGUGCUACGGAUACUGAAAAUAUAAGGUUUGUGUUUGCAGCUGUAAAGGACACGAUUCUGCAAUCCAAUCUUAAGGAAUACAAUUUGGUCUAAACUGGAUUUGGAUCAGAAAACUAUUUUUGUGAUUUUUAUUAUACAUAU
This is a messenger RNA of Drosophila grimshawi, 2598 nucleotides long. RefSeq names its product G protein alpha q subunit (gene Galphaq). Gene Ontology annotation, molecular function: guanyl nucleotide binding; G protein-coupled receptor binding; GTPase activity. The coding region runs from base 1489 to 2550 and encodes 353 amino acids. The transcript has 10 exons. The record is from RefSeq and is a predicted model, not a curated record. Lineage: Eukaryota; Metazoa; Arthropoda; Insecta; Diptera; Drosophilidae. Gene Ontology annotation, biological process: adenylate cyclase-modulating G protein-coupled receptor signaling pathway. Gene Ontology annotation, cellular component: heterotrimeric G-protein complex.